This is a messenger RNA of Phacochoerus africanus (Common warthog), 2377 nucleotides long. It is a transcript of the gene SLC2A5, whose product is annotated as solute carrier family 2 member 5. Gene Ontology annotation, biological process: fructose transmembrane transport. Gene Ontology annotation, molecular function: fructose transmembrane transporter activity. The transcript has 12 exons. Lineage: Eukaryota; Metazoa; Chordata; Mammalia; Artiodactyla; Suidae. The record is from RefSeq and is a predicted model, not a curated record. Gene Ontology annotation, cellular component: membrane. Bases 325 to 1827 code for a protein of 500 amino acids.
GUGGAGGCUUUCACAGGCAGUAAGGAAAUAUCGCAGACUGUCCCAACUCAGGAAGGCACGGUGCCUGCGGUCUGGUCUGCGGUCCCUGGGGGGUGCCCGCUUGCUGAGCCAGACCCCAGACAUCUCGUUUGAAAGAAGAAGCGAAAACAAGACCCACCUCUAGGUUCCCGAAAGGGUUAUUCUGGCUGAGACUGCCUAUAAAAAUGCUAUUGGCUGUUACCUGGCCCGGCCAAAGUACAGCCAGAAUGUCUUUUCUCGCCAUCCAGUGCAUUUGUUAUUUUGGCUGAAGGGAAAUAAGCAGAACUCUGUACGUCCAGACCCAAGAUGGAGCCCCAGGAGCCGGUCAAGAGGGAAGGGAGGCUGACAAUGGUGCUUGCUUUGGCGACGCUGAUAGCUGCCUUCGGCUCCUCCUUCCAGUAUGGGUACAACGUGGCCGCUAUUAACUCGCCUUCUGGGUUCAUGAAAGACUUUUACAAUGAGACCUACUAUGACAGAAUCGGGGAAUACAUGAGCGAAUUUUCCCUGACCUUGCUGUGGUCUGUGUCUGUGUCCAUGUUCCCCUUCGGAGGCUUCAUCGGCUCCCUCAUGGUCGGCCCCUUGGUGAAUCACUUAGGCAGAAAAGGAACCUUGCUCUUCAACAACAUCUUCUCCAUCGUGCCUGCCAUCUUGAUGGGAUGCAGCAAAGUCGCCCAGUCCUUUGAGAUGAUCAUCGUGUCCAGACUUUUGGUGGGAAUAUGUGCAGGUCUCUCCUCCAAUGUCGUCCCCAUGUACCUGGGGGAGCUGGCCCCGAAGAACCUGAGGGGGGCCCUGGGGGUGGUGCCCCAGCUCUUCAUCACCGUUGGCAUUCUCGUGGCCCAGAUCUUUGGUCUUCGGACUCUCCUUGCCAACAAAGAAGGCUGGCCCAUCCUCCUCGGGCUGACGGGGAUCCCCGCAGCGCUGCAGCUUCUUUUCCUGCCCUUCUUCCCGGAGAGUCCCAGGUACCUGCUGAUUCAGAAGAAAGAUGAAGAAGCUGCCAAAAACGCGCUGAGGAGGCUGCGCGGCUGGGACGAAGUGGACGCCGAGAUCGAGGAGAUCCGGGAGGAGGACCAGGCCGAGAAGGCGGCGGGCUUCAUCUCGGUGCUGAAGCUGUUCCGCAUGAGGUCCCUGCGGUGGCAGGUCAUCUCCACCAUCAUCCUCAUGGGCGGCCAGCAGCUGUCGGGAGUGAACGCGAUCUACUACUACGCAGACCAGAUCUACCUGAGCGCUGGGGUGAGAGACCAGGACGUGCAGUUUGUGACGGCGGGCACGGGCGCUGUCAACGUGCUGAUGACCGGCAUCGCCAUUUUCGUGGUGGAGCUACUGGGGAGAAGGUUCCUGCUCCUCCUGGGCUUCUCCACCUGCUUUACCGCCUGCUGCGUGUUGACAGCCGCCCUGGCUCUGCAGGAAACAAUAUCCUGGAUGCCCUACCUCAGCAUCGUCUGCGUCAUCUCCUACGUCAUAGGCCAUGCCCUUGGGCCCAGUCCCAUCCCAGCACUGUUCAUCACUGAGAUCUUCCUGCAGUCCUCCCGGCCAGCCGCCUACAUGGUGGGGGGCAGUGUCCACUGGCUCUCCAACUUCACCGUGGGCUUGAUCUUCCCAUUCAUUCAAGUGGGCCUCGGCGCUUACUGCUUCAUCAUUUUUGCCGUGAUAUGUCUUCUCACCACCAUCUACAUCUUCCUGGUUGUUCCCGAGACCAAGUCCAAGACCUUCAUAGAAAUCAAUCAGAUCUUCACCAAGAUGAAUAAAGUGUCAGAGGUGCACCCAGAAAAGGAGCUGAAGGACUUUCCGCCCUCUGCUGUGGGGCUGUAACUCGAGAAGAAGUGCCUGUGCAUUGGAUCUGCCUGGCGCUUCCAUCCUGGGCUAUGAAUCCAGAACUAGGACAAGUCCAGUGUGGAAGGCAGGCCCUGCUGGACUGUCUGAAGGGCUUCCAUGCAGUUCUCAAAGCCUUUCAGACUCACCCAUCACCGACCCUCAGGCAUGGGGGGCAGCUGUCCCUCAGCCAUGGUGGGUCAGCCGUUGUGUGGCUCCUGGUAACACCAGCUUUUAUAACGAAAAUUGUUACCGUGAUGGCAAGAUGGAAGGAAUCGAACGUGGCUGAAGAAAUGAACUCUGCUCUGAUCCCACAGUCUUCCAGGGCCACGGAAACCUGGUCAGUGUGGAAUCCAUCCUCUUGUCAGAUCCAUCUCCAGAAACACCAGUCCUGGAAAGUGUGAUUCACCUGUAGCCAUGUUUAGGAAGCUGGGAAGCAGGUCCCUAUGGAGAUUUUAACCAAGUCAAGAUUAUUGAUCCCAAAUUUUAUUAUUAGGGGACUGUAGAAUUGCCUCUUUAUACUCAAUAAAACAGAUAUAAUCACUUAUCA